Molecule: messenger RNA, 510 nt
Organism: Fraxinus pennsylvanica
Lineage: Eukaryota; Viridiplantae; Streptophyta; Magnoliopsida; Lamiales; Oleaceae
Source: the annotation of a GenBank genome assembly
AUGUCAUCGCCAUCGCCAGCCGCCGUCGAUGCCUUCGCCGCCCGGCCUUGGCGGAAGUUCCUUGACCCUGCAAGUCUUAGCCUUCCCAUCUCACUUUCUGAAACCAGCUUUCGCAUCACCCAAAACCUCCGCUACUUCUAUUCCAACUACGCUCUCCUGUCUCUCCUCGUAUUCCUCCUCACGCUUCUUCCUCGUCCUCUCUCUUUGAUACUUUUCCUCUGCAUUUUUUCGGCAUACAUAUACUUACUCUUGUCGCGCAGCGAGCCCUUGACUGUCCUCGAUCACACCAUUGACCAGAAAAUCAUACUGGGUUUUCUUCUUGUACUCACUCUUGUUGCUGUUUUAUGGACCAAAGUUUGGUGGAAUAUUUUUAUUUCUUCGAUUAUUGGGGCGGUGAUUGUUUUUCUUCACGCUGUUUUGAGGGCGCCGGAGGAGGUUGAGGAGGAUUCGCCAUAUGGGUCUUUGCUAAAUGUUGUGGAUGAUCCUAGGGGAGACUAUGCUAGUGUUUGA